AUGAAUGUUUUGUACUUCCCAAAGGAGGUCCUAGACAAGGCAAUCGAGGAGUCAUGCAAUGAUAUCUUCCAUUCCUUGACUGAUGAGAGUCAGAUAGAUGAUGACCGACUACAGCAUAUGAAUGAGAAAUCUGCAAGGAAUAAAGGGAAAUACAUCAAAUUUGUGGUACAUUUAUCUACAAUUCCUAAUGAACGGGUAGAAAUCAGCAUUGACAAUGAAUACAGCAUUAUGUUCCUUCGUAAGGAGAUCAUCAGCAAGAUCCAGCUCAAGUUGAAGUUCCUCUAAAAGGAAUCAACUCUUUAAGGAUCACAAAAUUGAAAUAAAAUUGGGCAGUUUGAAAAUGUAAAGAUUCCGCAAGAAGGAAUCGUUAGUGAUCAUAUCCAAGAAGGUGAUCAACUUCUUUGUGACUUUGAAUGCAGUGAAAUCUGGAUUAAAGCCAAGAUGUACUUUGACUCUCCUGGUAAGAACAUUAUGGCAGAGUGUAGUCUGAAGUUACAGCUGAACCAGAAGGUUAAGAAUUUCAAGAAAAUGAUGCAAAAGUUUAUUUAUUGCAUUUGGAAUAAAUUUUGUGCUGAGCAAGAUAAUGAAGUAAUAAACACAACUACAUAUGUACUUGACGGUUUCAAAUUUCUACUGGAUGAAGAUACUAUCGAUGCAAUGAUUCAGCAGAAAGAGGAGAAGAAGCGCAAUCCUUCUGACUAUGAACCUUCUUUAGACUCACUAGAAUGACAAGAUAAUGAUAAUCUUAACAGUAUUCAAAAAGGAAUCAAGCUGACAAAGCUAAAAACUUCCUUUGAUGUAAUAAUGAGCAUGAGCAAUAUUGAAGAUACCUUCUCUGACUGUACAUGGGGAAAGGAUGAUUACCAAGAAAGAUUUGACAGGGAUUUUGGCAAGAUUAAAGACUACUUUUCAAACCAGUUCGAAAUUCAGAAGAACUCAACCAGUCUUAUCAGUGAAGGAGAUUAUUCAUAUACAAAUUUUAAGCCUACUGAUACUACUGGGUGAUUGAACCUAAUCGAAGUUCGUUGCAAAUUUUUGUCUCUAAAGAAUGAAUUCAGGAGGAGGUUAAAUAAUCAAAUAAAAAGAUCACCCGUCCAGAAAUCAGGCUCUUUCUUAAAUAGUGGAAAUAAUCUAGAGAAAACUGCUGAAGAAGAUUCACAUCAUGUGGACAUAGAGAUGAAGAAAGAGUUAAAACCAAGGACAGUAAAAGUCCUGGAUUAUCCUAAUCCUAAACCCCGGAAGACUUCUAAAGACCUAGAGAUAUCCAGUUUUGAUGAAAUAGUUGCCAUGACCUCCUCUCAGAAUGUAAAUGCUUAUCAAAGGCGUGGAAGUAUGUCAUCCCGUAGGUUCGAGUCCCGUCGUAACCAAGUGUUGCCUUACUCUUUGUUCGGCAAUAUUAUCGUAGAUGAGCAAACAAAUUGGAGAGUGAUGAAGAAGAACGAAUCUUUGCUUCUAGGUGAUGCAUUUUUCUCACUCCCAAAGUCAUCAGAUGUUACUCAUUUUGUUGAGAAUUCAUUGUGAAAGUCUCCUCUAGAUUACACCCCAAGGAAAUCGAGUCUUGCUGAUACUGAGGAGGAUUUCAAGGCACUAGAUUGCAGAGAAGAACAGGAGAGAAUCAAACUAAUAGAUAAAUUAAUCGCACAGUAUGAUCGAAGUUCAAGUGAAUCUGGAGGAACUCAUGAAGAAGAAAAGGUGCUUCAACCAUUGAUCGAGCUACCUCAAGAGCUUGAAGAAAAAGUUGAGGAAGAGCCGAAGGAUAUGUAUAAGCAAUAUCUGUACGAAAAAUUGGUCGAUAAGCCACUUGACGGGGUUAACUGUUGCUACAAUUAUUUAGAAAAGUUUUACCGUGAGGAUAUGGAUAUCUCAAGUUUUGAGAACACAAAAUUGAUGGAGUUAAAGCAUAGCUCCUUGGUUGCUCACUCAAGUGGCUCAUUGCACCUGAAUGAUUCCUCAAAAAUGAUAUCGAUUCCAUUACACAAGACAAGAGAUUGCUCAAAUUUGGAGAAGAUCAGGAAGGUCAUCAAGGAUAAUGACUUCCAGAUCUCUGUGCUAGAGUGCAUCUGCCAAAAGAUUGGGAAACCAGAGGCUCAUUUCCAAGAGAUGUACGAGAACAGGAAGAAGAGUAAUAAGCAGAGAUUUAGUAAUCUGUUCUUGAGCCUGAGCAAUAUUGUAAAGCUAGGAUAUCAUUCUAAGACUCAAAUAGAAAUUGAUAAAAUAACGAGGGAAAUUUUGAAGAGCAUUAUGGAUCAUUCUGAUAAUGUUUUGAGAUUGGAGGAUGAUGAUUUCCCAGAAGAAAUUCCGCAGAUAAGAGAGUUCAAGUAUCAAAAAAUAUUGGCCGCACAAGAAGAAAUAAUUCCAGAAGACGCAUCAUGGUUUGAAAGAUUUAGAAGGUCAAUAUCAAGACUUUCAGAUUGAAUUUGCUGAAGAUAA
Messenger RNA from Moneuplotes crassus, 2430 nucleotides. The record is from the annotation of a GenBank genome assembly. NCBI's taxonomy places the organism in Eukaryota, Ciliophora, Spirotrichea, Euplotida, Euplotidae.